AUGUCCGAACCACUCACCAAGGUCGACUCUGCCGUCCAGGGCAUUGAGGAAGUCCCGCCACCCAAGGAGCCUAAGCAUCGUAGGGCGAGCUCUAGUGCCAAUGGGGUAAUGAACAUUAACGAUCUGGAGGGCCUGGGAAUUGAGCUGAAGCUUGCCAAAGAGACGCAAGGGACGGGGUGGAAGAUCAACAAGUCGCCAUCAACGGUAGAAGAGAAAGACAUUCUCAAGAAGAUGCUCACAACACCACCUGUCAAGAAGAUUGACCUGCACUUUCCACUGGGGCUAGAGGUAACAGCACGGAACCUCAAAGGAGUCACAAUCAAGGACGCGCUGGACGCGAUCCACAAGGCAUUCAAGAAGAGGGCGGAUGAUGAGCUUGAUAAGCCAUACCUCACCGGGUUCGAGUGGGACAAGGAGGAGUCAUGGACGCGGUUGAUCGUGCACCUGCAGACAAACCCGUCGGCGCCGGUGACCAGCAGUAAGAAGAAGAAGAACAAGGGUGGUGACGAGUAG
Messenger RNA from Dichotomopilus funicola, 513 nucleotides. RefSeq lists its product as uncharacterized. Lineage: Eukaryota; Fungi; Ascomycota; Sordariomycetes; Sordariales; Chaetomiaceae. Bases 1 to 513 code for a protein of 170 amino acids. The transcript has 4 exons. The record is from RefSeq and is a predicted model, not a curated record.